AUGUUUAAGGACUAUCCCAACCGAAUUUCCAAGGGUGAAGAGAAACAUAAGACAGAAGUAGAGUUGUGUGAAAUGGCGGACCUCGUUGUUGGAGUUGGACCCAAGUUGAGUGAGGCCUUCCGUUCGUAUUUUCGUGGGCGCCAAAAAAAUAAGUGAGUAGUGGACUUAAUAUAUUGAAGAAUUUGUCAACGUGUGUCAGGUUAUGGAAGAAAGAAAACAACGCAGUGUCUUGGUGUUUGGUCGAGGGGACGCAGAAGAUUUCAAAUUAAAGGGGUUUGACAUUGUUGGGAAAGCUGUUGCUACAAGAUACCCGUCUUGUGUUUGUUGGCGCCCCAGAUGGAAAACACGAAGAAGUAGCGAAACGGUUCACCGAAUGUGGUGUUCCUGCAAGUCGUUUGAGAGUAAGGGGAUUCGCUGA
Molecule: messenger RNA, 418 nt
Organism: Porites lobata
Lineage: Eukaryota; Metazoa; Cnidaria; Anthozoa; Scleractinia; Poritidae
Source: the annotation of a GenBank genome assembly